AUGGGUCAUCAACCAAUGCCUUGGCUGCUGCAGUUACAUCGAUGCCAAGACAAACUAUCACCUUUUCCAAAGUUCAACCAUUGCAAAGUCCAUAUUGUGGCGUCUGGACCAACUCCUACACAGUGGCAGUACCGAGGCCAUGUGCAGAACCAGCACUAUAUAAAGCACAUUGACAACCUUCAUACUUCUGGAGAAAACAAGCACAUCAAGUCAGUAUUCUAUCCUGACAGUAUUACUCUCCCCUCCAAAAUGAAGCUCGCCACCGUCCUCACCUCCAUCUCCCUCCUCACCCCGGCCCUAGCCACCCCCACCAACCUCAACGUCGAACGCGACGUCGCCGCCAUCCAAGGCGUCCUCAGCGACAUCGACGACAAGGUCCUCGCCCUAGGCAGCGCCAUAGAAGCCAAACCCCUAGACGCCGACUCCAUAAUCAGCCAAUCCAACACCCUCGUGGACACAAUCACCUCAGGAACAGCCACCGUCAACGCCCAGCCGCCACUAGGACAACUCGAUGCGCUAGGUCUCGUCUCGCCAACCCAAAAACUCGCCGACGACACCGACGCCACAGUGCAGAGCCUUAUCGGCGUUAAGAGCGAUAUCAUCGAUCUCGGCGAGGGAUGCACGACCCUUACCGCGCUCAAGGACCAGUAUGAUGCGGCAACGGGCUUGAGUGAUGCCGUUGUCUCCAAGGUCCCCGCUGCUCUGGCGGAUAUUGCUAAGGAGCUGUCGGAUAGUAUUUCUAAUGCGAUCCAGAAGGGUAUUGAUGCGUAUCAGGGUGCUUGUGAUGGUAGUGGUGGGGAGCCGACUAGCACUGGGGGUCCGGAGCCUACGAGUUCGGAGACUUCGACGCCGACCAAGACUGCUUGCCCUGCUAGGAAGUAG
Aspergillus puulaauensis is the source of this 882-nucleotide messenger RNA. RefSeq names its product cell wall mannoprotein 1 family protein. The record is from RefSeq and is a predicted model, not a curated record. Bases 1 to 882 code for a protein of 293 amino acids. Gene Ontology annotation, cellular component: extracellular region. NCBI's taxonomy places the organism in Eukaryota, Fungi, Ascomycota, Eurotiomycetes, Eurotiales, Aspergillaceae. The transcript has 2 exons.